UGGGUCAGCCAAUCUUACGGCAUUUUGGAACCAUUGCGCAUGUUCCCUGGAUUCCUUGAUGGCGGCGUGGUGGAAUCGUGGGUUCAACUCAAAGCAGCACUCCCGUUAAAGUCUAGUGAAUCGUGCAGCCCCACAGCACACGUCAGAUUGAACGAAGGGCACUGAAAUUCGAAGAAUCGAAGAAGAGCGAGUGGAUAAAUCGUUUUCCUGUCGCUCCUCCUGAGCUAUAUCACAUGAGAGCUCCGCCGUGCCAACUCGCCGCUCCUUUUCUUCACUCCGGCAUUGCGGAGCUGGUGUAUGUGAGGGAUGAUGAUGGACCAGACUCUGGAGGCGCAGCCCCAGCUUCCUGAGGUGGGCUUCCCACACAUGCUCAGUUCGGACUGCAUGCAACAGAUGAUUCUGGUGCAGGUGAAUCCAGGGGAUGCUUUUACUAUACCCACAGAGGGAGGCCACAUCCAAUACAUUACAGGUCCUGCUCCUUUGCCUAUGCUUUCCCACAAUGGCUCAGUGGGCCCGAUCUACCUGCCUCCAGGCUACAUGCCUCCGGUCAUGGAGGAGAAUGGCAUGCGCAAGAUGAUGCUGCUGCCCCAUGCGUUGGAGUUCCACCCCUCCCUGCCCCCUCCUCCCCCACACCUGUCCCACUACCCCCCGCACCACCCCGCACUGUUGCCCCACCCGCACAUCUACCCGCCCGAGAUGCCCCCACACUACAUCCACCAUAUGCACUCGCUGCCUAUCUACCCAGAGCAGGAGUUGAUGUGUCACAGCAUGGCGAUGCCUUCCCUGAAGGUUCAGGACCAACUGCACAGGCGUCUGAAGGAUCGCUCCCCGCCGGUCGCUAAUGCCAACCCAAACACUAACGGGGUGCACCUCAGCACCCAUUCGCCACUGCCUAAAGGGGCGCCCCUCGCCCUGCACAACGGCCACGGCAAGCCCCCCAUGCCCUCCCCACACCCCUCCCGACACAGCAAACCUUCUGGCCGGACCAGAGCCACACCUCCCUCAGAUACCGAAAGCACAGAUGUCGAGGCAGAAAAACACAAAGCAAAGGAGAUGUUGUCCAAUGUGUGCAAACCCUCAGUCAGUGGUUUAACGUUUCAUUCAGCAGUCCUUUCCUGGUGUCCCCCCAUCCCCCUCCCAGCCAGAGACCCCACUGGCGCAGACAAACACACUCACACGCACACACCUCCUCUGCUCUGCUACGAGCUGGCCUUGUCGCAGAACGGCACCGAUGGGGACUACAGGCCAGUCUAUCAAGGAAAUGACACUACAUUCACAUUAGGAGACCUCAAGCCAGCUACUCACUACUAUGCCAGGGUGUGUGUGGCUUGUCGCUCCAUCAAGGGCUCUCCGUCAGAGGCAGUGACGUUCACGACUCUAUGCGCCCCACCAGACACCCCCCCCCCCGGGUCCUCCUCCGGACCAAGAGCUCUGUGGGGCUGCAGUGGAAGUAAUAAAAUGACUGGCUGUGUUCUUAUGUGUCACCAGGCCCCCAAUGACAAUGGCGCAAAAAUCACUGCCUACCUUCUGGAAUGCUGUGAGGAGAAGCAGAGCUCUUUUAAGGAGGUGUACUGCGGUCCCUCCAAGCAGUACAAGGUGGUCCGGCUCACCCCCGCCACCAGAUACGGCUUUAGAGUCGCCGCCAAGAACAUCACAGGGAUCAGUGCCUUCAGUGAGGUGCUAUCCUGCUGCACGGUGGGCUGCGCCCCUCCCGCCCCGUCGGCCCCUGCCUUGAGUGCCGUGGGCGUGCGCUGGGUCAGCCUGCACUGGAGCGCCCCCUGUGGGCUGGUGGGCAGAGACCCGCUUACCUACACACUCGAGAUGGAGGAGCCAGAGGGGUUUCAGCCCAAAUAUACUGGAGAGGAGAUGUGCUAUACGGUUAACAGCCUGGAGAGGAGCACAUCCUACAGGUUUAGGUUGUUAGCUGCCAAUGCUGAUGGUUGUAGUCAGCCCAGUGCAGUGGUGGAGUACAGCACCGGUGCAGACGCCCCCACCAGACCAGGAACACCACAGCUACACACACCGCCCCAGCCACACAGAAUACACACCAUCUGGGAUGCCCCAGAGGAUUAUGGAGGAUCUCCCAUAAUGCACUAUAUUUUGGAACUCAGUCAUACAGAUGAUCAGUGGGAGGUAGUAUACACUGGACCUCAGCAGGAACAUGUAUGUGAUGGUUUGGAGCCAGGAACUUCGUAUAAACUCAGAGUGUACUGCCAGAACCAAGGAGGACAGAGCCAGGUGUCUGAGUGCCUGUCAGUACAGACUGCCCCAGUGCAUCCUGGGCCAUGCCGAGCUUUGUCUGUGUCUGGAGAUGCAUCACCCUCAGAGAUCACACUCAGCUGGGAGGCACCAGAGUGUAAUAGCGGUUUGGAUGUGUGUGCGUAUGCUGUGGAGAUGGCCGACUCAGUGGAUGCAACACACAUACACGUGUACGAGGGCCCUGAUCGGAGCUGCGUUGUCAGAUCCCUGCUACCCGCUACAGGCUACUGUUUCUGGGCCAGAGCUGCCAACCAGGCAGGGUGGGGUCCUUGGUCAGACAUGUUCGAGGCCUCCACAGCUGCUGGACCCCCACAGCCAUGUGGUCCCCUAGUCCUGACCGUCAGGAGUCCCACAUGCGUCAACGUCAGCUGGGAGGUACCACCGUGUAACGGGUCGAAGGUCUAUGAGUUUCGGCUGGAGUGGGGGUUGCUGGGCGGGUCCCUUCAGGUGAUCUACCAUGGCCCCUCGGCCUGCUGGGAGAUGACAGAACUGACCCCUGCGUCAGAGUACUGCUGCAGGGUGCAGGCUGUCAGUGAGGCUGGGGAAGGGCCCUUUGGGGAAAUCACCGUGAUAACGACUCCCCCUUCAGUGCCGGCAACAGUGGAGUGUGUUGAAGAGGUUUCUGCCGAGUCUGUGAGUGACAGCACAGCCGGCGCCUCCCCCUCACGGCUCGCUCUAAGGUGGAAGGAGCCCUGUUGCCAUGGUGCGGAGAUCACAGGAUACAACAUUGAUCUGGGAGAACAGCUCCCCCUCUCUGUAGGGAGGAUCAAUCACCACAUGCUGGAGAACCUGCAGCCUAAUACCACAUACAGGGUCAGAGUUCGGGCUCUGAACAGCAUUGGAGCUGGACCUUACAGCUGCCCACUGAGGGUCCGUACUCCCCCUCUGCCCCCUGACCCCCCCUCGCUGGAGUGCACCGUCUGCAGCCCCCACACUCUGAAGCUACGCUGGGGAGAGGGGCCCACACGCACCCCCACACCCAGGGGUACACACUACUGCCUGCACAUGCAGACAGGCGGGGACAGGUUGGUGUGUGUGUACAGCGGUUCGAGCCACUCGUUUAAGCUGCAGCGUCUCAGUGAAGCCACCGAGUACCAGUUCAGCAUCCAGGCAGUGAGCUCAGCUGGCCGGGGGCCCCUUUCCCCCCUCUACAGCUUCAGCACCACCCGCUCACCCCCACCUCAGCUGAAAGCUCCAAAGAUUGAACCAGUCCAGUGGAACAUGUACUCAGUCACCUGGGAGACCCUCCAGCCAAUGAAAGGAGACCCUAUGCUGUACACACUCCAACUGAUGCGGGGGAAGGAAGUGGAGCGGCUCUACCGUGGGGCUGCCACCUCUUACACCUGGCAGGGUGUGCCCACGGGCGCCGACUGGCGCGUGCGUGUGUGUGCUGGGCGACGCAGGCCAGAGGGAGGUGAGCUGUGGGGGCCAUACAGCCCCGGCACAGCCCUGCCCGCCCUCCCUGAUGCCAACCGGGACGCCAAAUCAGUGGCAAAUGCCAGCAGCAGCAGUGGGCAGUGUCACCGAAGGUGGAAGCUCACAGACGAGCACUUCGCCUUGCUGGUGUUGGUGGCAUUUGGUGUCGUGGCAAUCCUGUUUGCCGUGCUCAUUCAGUAUCUGUUCCUGUGUAAGGACUGAGGAAGAGAGAGAAUUAGAAAAAGUUGAAGAAGAAGAAGAAGAAAAAGAAGAAGAAACAGAUGUAGAGAGAGAAAGAGAAAGACAGCAAGAGAGAUGAAGAAAAGAAAGCAGGAGCAGGUCUCUCAGCACAUUCUGUAACUGGCACACAGUGAGCUCAUUUCAUUUCCCAGUAUAUUAUUAUUAUUAUUAAUAUUAUUAUUAUGUUUAUUAUUAUUAUUAUUAUUUUAUUAUUAUUAUUAUUAUUAUUAUUAUUAUUAUUAUUAUUAUUAUUAUUAUCACUACUACUACUACUUCAUAUGAGACCAUAUUUAGUUGACAUAAGAAGGUACUUUUUAAUUUUAUGCCAUGACCAAUGCAAACUGUGACGAUAGAUGUUUAGACUUAACGUCUUACCCAUCUGUCUUCCCAAGAGAAAAGCUUCGGCCAGUGUGUCUGUGUUUCUGUGUGAGAAGCCAGUGGGGCUGUAUCUCUGAACAGCUCUACAUGAUCUGGCUCAUGAUUUCUAGAUGUUUCUGUAUGUCCAUGGCAAAUGGCAAAACUGGACAAGGGUAGUCGUUCUGUUAGCUUUGGCACCCACAUUCUUUUAAUCUCCUUGAAUGCUAACGCUACAUAGAUACAAUUUUAUACUUUUUUAAAAUACUACUCAUACACUGAUGUGUCUUUGGGAGCUCCUGCAAUGUCCAUAAUUGAAGCCUGGGAAAAAAUGUGGGCUGUUCCACAGGAUAUAUGUCAGGAACCGAGAUUCAUCUUGUUCUCUUUAAACUGUUAUGACAGCAGUUCAAAGCGAGAUGGUGCCAAAGCUUUCAAUAAAUAUGCUCAACGUGCUGUUUUUGCAAACUCUCCCCCGUUAAGGUGGACAGAGAGUGUCAUACUUUUACAGAUUAUUUUAUCUAGCAGGUAUAUUUUAACAUCAGCAACGCCAAGAGAAACACAAGUACGUAUUCUCUGAUGUUGGGAGAGUUUAAUAUGUUUGGUUCUGCUAUCAUACACGUACACAUAUGCAUACAUUCUAGUUAUGUUUUAUGUACACCUAGAUAAAGCAGUACUCUCAAGAUAUAUGAAGUAUGCAUUUGUUAUAAAUGUAUUUCUAUUUGGCUCAAACUGAGCGCCAUAGUCUUUUCCUGGCUUUAGUCGACCAUUGAUACGUAUGUAUGUGUGGUGUUGGGAGGUUUAUUGUGAGACAGUAAGCUGCAAGUUGAACUUACAAAUCUUUAACCAGGACUAAUUUACCUAAUGUUACCAUGAACCCUUAUUAAAACUGUUAGUGGUUGUGGUGACAGGUUGGACAACUGUUAUAAAAUCAUGUAAAUGUCAGCUAAGCAAUUCGAGCUACCUAGUUUGGCUAAAUACUAAUGUAUUUCAAUCUGCCAAACCAAUUUAAUUCUGAGUUUCUAUGCCAUUGUUGCUCUAUGUCAUGGUUUCUGGCUUCAGUAUGAACCAGAGGGCAGUGGGAAUGGUGGACGCAGUCACAAAAGUAGCGACGCUUUGACAGUUCAGAGGUCAAGGCCAGGGCCAAAUCUAAGCCCGGGAAAUGACUCUUAUCUCUGGGAUUUGGAGGGAGGCCUAGUCUUCACAUUGUAGCACGUACAUACAUUUGGCAAAGUCCAUAUUUUCCCAGGGAGGUUUUUAUUUUUUUUUAUUUUUAAAAGAAACAUGGUGCCUUUUGAACUUAUUGUGAUCUUCCUCCCUCGUUUGCUGGUCAUCAAAACAAAAAGCAGAGAUCUAUCUGGCUCUACCAAGUCCCCACCAUCCGUUCUCCCCUUUGAGGAUUCUAUUCCAUAAACCAAAAUUGUAGGAUCUCCCAUGGAAUAAUUAAGUAUGUUUGUUUAUUACUUACUAAGACAAACAUCUGGGAAAUAGCCACUUAUUCUAAUCUGUCUUGUGUGGACUGUCCAUGACCUCUGCUUCUGUUUCUCUGUGCUGUCCUGGUGAGCCCUAUGCUCUGUAGUCUAUUUGGUACACCCUUAGAAAGGAAUAGGGUUCCUGUCAGCCAUGUUAUCAUUGUGGGAAACUUUGAAUGCUGCAUAGUGACCUCAACAAUCGGAUGUGCCUGAACACCAAAACACCUCUUCUACAAGUACAAAAUGGGGUUUAACUACAAAUCACUUUUUGCUCAUAGAUUAGCAUUGACCUAUAAUGGACGGUUAUGUGUCCUGGUUGAAUUACUGUAAAACUAUGGUCCAUAGCAUUUGACUCCCAUCUGUGGCAUAUAGCUCUGUUGAUUUGGAAAUCUUAGAGGAGACGUUUAUGCUGCCCUCACUCACCUGCCUUUCAAAUGGUUAUAUACUGUUUUAUUUCAAACUUGCCUUUUUUUUCAUAGGUGUAGCACUCUCCCUUAUCUGAGAGAUGUGUUUCCAUUGGUAACACAACUUGUUAAAUUACUUUUAGAGGUAAAUAACAUCUCGUUAACCUGCUGCUUACUCCAUAUCUUUAAACAUUUGAUUUCUGUGCAGCAGAUGUUUGAUAGAUGAUACAAAAUCCCUGUUCCCACAUACACUGUGAAUGACUGUUAUAAUCCAAAUUCAAAACUUGAGUUAACAGAACAUAUAUCAUGGUACACUUCUCAAGUACAACAAAAGGUAAUAAAGUCUUAAAACUGCCAUUGCUUGAUAUACAGUAUAUAUCUUGCAAAAUGCUUGACCGGAGUCGUUGACUAAAAUGACACUACCAUUUGCUCCAUUAGUUACAUUGUCAAGGACUUUAUUACCUUUUGUCAGACAUAAACAACACUGUUAAUAAGGAUUCUCUGUGUGUCCAAAUGUAAUGACACUGGCUCAACUACAGGCUAACAAGUAUCGCCCAGGAACUCUCCAGGGAUGUCAUGUGGGGUUGUGUGUCACGCCAUCAUGCUGUAACUCGUACCUUAUCUGUAUUGCCCAACAAGAAGCUGAGCGAGCCUUUACGAAAACUUGAGUCAAGUUUACGCUUACUGUUUUUCAAGGACAACAGCCAUACCACAUUGCAAUCAGUUCGAAAUGUAUGUCUCAUACCCCUCUCUAAGCUUACCAACGAUUAUUGCUGCUACUACUCCUUCUGCUGCUCUUGUUACCUGUAUCAGUUUAGUGAGAGAAAAAAUACAUUUUAACAGAUUUAUAUGAAAUUAUUAUUAUUUUUCCUUAGUGGUAAAUGACUUGUGACGUAUGUAGGGUUAUCACCUUUAGACCCUGUCCUCCUCGACUGAAGUUUGCUUGGUCUUUUUUUACGAAGCUGCUGGAGCUCUUGUUUGUAUGUGUGUGUGCUCGUUUCCACUCAACCUCGAAUUGGCUUCGGUUUGAAAGUGGGGGGUUUUCUCAGGCCAAUAAGUUAAUAAAAUCACUUUAUAUAGCGGUAUUCUGCAUUGGAUCAUCUGAAAACAAACUCAUUAAUCGGUCCUGUGGUCUCAUGGUUUCGCACACGGUUCUGUCUGACCACAGAAUUGGAUUGCGCUCUUGCGCUCAAUGACUUGGGUCCACUGAUCUUGAGUAAAACAUUCUCAAAGUUUCUGACAGAUAGUCCUUGUCUGAUUUGAACCUUUACUCACAUAUACAAAUUAUUGUAUACUUUUCAUGUAUUUUUCAAUUUAUUAUUUUAUCAAAAGGGUUGCACAAAAAGGGCUUUCACUGAAUCAUGGGAAUUGCUCCAAUGAAUAGGGGAAAAAGGCAAAAGAAUCUUCACACUUACCCUCUCAUCCCACGUGCCAGUAUUUUCAGACCACACAAACUGAGUUUUACAGCAUAUUCUCUUUAUUUUGAUACUGAAAUGUAUUUUUUAUUUUAAAUACAAAUGUAAUACAUUCCAAAAAAUAUUUAUCUACAUCAUUGGUCAUUAUUUCUAGUACAAAUCUCACUGUUUAUGUUAUCUGUUUUGUUCUAUUGCUAAACACAAGAAAAAGAUAAACUGCCAUGUAUUAUUGUCAUAACUAAAUUGUAACAAUCAUAGAUAAUAUAUUUAAUAUGGCAAAUAAAUUAUAGUCCUUAUAUGAAA
Messenger RNA from Alosa alosa (allis shad), 7860 nucleotides. Its product is annotated as fibronectin type-III domain-containing protein 3A-like. Bases 307 to 3897 code for a protein of 1196 amino acids. Gene Ontology annotation, molecular function: protein binding. The record is from RefSeq and is a predicted model, not a curated record. The transcript is spliced from 25 exons. NCBI's taxonomy places the organism in Eukaryota, Metazoa, Chordata, Actinopteri, Clupeiformes, Clupeidae.